AUGUGCCGCGAUUGUCUUGGUCACGGAGUUGUUCAGCAUAACCGUAGUUUUCCUGAAGAAAGAAAUACUUUAAAAGGCCCAAAAUAUGACUAUGCGGGAAAGUUGAUAAAAGAACCUGAUUUGCCCUUCACAAUUCACACCAGUGAACUAUUUGAUCCCAAAAUGAAAACCUUCAAGCAAAAUAUUUCACUCGUGGUUGAUCCAAGUGUUGGCAUGGUCAUAAAGGUUUAUACUAGGGAUCAAGAACCAACCGACAUAAGACAUCCAGAUAUCGACUUACGGGGUAAAUUUGUCCUACCUGGUCUUGUGGAUGCACACACUCAUAUUUUUUUGCACUCAUACACAGAAAGACAAUCUGUUGAACAGAAGAGAGAUGAAUCUUUUGCGGAAAGGAUCGUUAGAGCAGUCAACCACUGUAGGAGGGCUCUUCUCGCAGGUUAUACAACUUAUCGGGAUUUGGGAUCUGAAUCUAUGCAGGAUGCAGAUACUAAUAUUAGAGAUGCUAUCAAUCGUGGAAUCACCGUGGGGCCACGAUUGUAUGUAGCUACGAAAGUUCUUGCGUCUACAUCCUCAUACGAUGUGCGCACGGAAAACACCAUUGGUGGCACCAAGGUACCAGAAGUUUACGACCGAUGUGACGGAGUUGAGGGCGUUAGAGCUGCAGUAAGACGAAGGAUCGGGGCGGGAGCUGAUAUUAUCAAAUUCUACGCAGAUUACCGUAAAAGAGUGCUACGCUUUCCUCCAGCUCAGCAGCAUCCUUAUAUUGGUUCCGUGAAGUUUCCACCUAAAGUACCCAACCCUGAAAUUAUCCUAUAUACGCAGGAAGAAAUGAACUCGUUGUGUGAUGAAGCAAGGAGAAGUCAAUGUGCGGUUGCUGCCCAUUGUGGUUCAAAAGAAGGCGCAAUAAUGGCUGCUAAAGCUGGUGCACUAACCAUAGAACAUGCGUAUUGGGCUGAUGAUGAGUGCCUUAUCACAAUGAAAGAGAGAAAUUGUAUCUUCGUGCCGACUUUGGCUGUCUGUGAAAAACUUUUUCAAGGAAACAUGGGGACCAUGCUUGCAAGAGUAAAAAGGGCUUACGACUUAGGGGUGGAUAUGGCCGCAGGUGGUGACACAGGUACCUUCUCUCAUGGGCGUAACGCUCAUGAGAUGGGACUUAUGGUAGGGGCCGGAGUUCCAGUAGUCGAAGUUCUUAGGGCAGCCACUUACAACGGUUGGAGAUCAUGUGGCGGGGACUUGAUAGGGAGACGGUUUGGAUUUAUCGAAGAAGGAGUCGCUGCAGACUUAAUAGCAGUUAAGGAUGAUCCAAGGCUUUCAUUUGAAACCAUGUAUGAUAUUGACUUCGUUAUGAAAGAUGCUACGGUAUACAAGAAAAAUGGAAUCCCUAUUAUGGAGGUGAUGUUAGAUUAG
Priceomyces carsonii is the source of this 1407-nucleotide messenger RNA. Its product is annotated as metal-dependent hydrolase family protein. The coding region runs from base 1 to 1407 and encodes 468 amino acids. Lineage: Eukaryota; Fungi; Ascomycota; Pichiomycetes; Serinales; Debaryomycetaceae. The record is from RefSeq and is a predicted model, not a curated record. The transcript has a single exon. Gene Ontology annotation, molecular function: hydrolase activity, acting on carbon-nitrogen (but not peptide) bonds.